Molecule: messenger RNA, 2472 nt
Organism: Cynara cardunculus var. scolymus (artichoke)
Lineage: Eukaryota; Viridiplantae; Streptophyta; Magnoliopsida; Asterales; Asteraceae
Product: xyloglucan galactosyltransferase MUR3
Exons: 1
Coding region: 366-2240 (624 amino acids)
Molecular function (GO): glycosyltransferase activity
Source: RefSeq, a predicted model, not a curated record
GAAACCCAUAUAAAAGCCCAAUCUCCCAUCAAACAUCAUCAUCAUCAUCAUCAUAUAACACUUUCUCUCCAGAUCUUUCUCUCUCGCCAAUUGGACCCUGGAGUAAGUUGAAUCAUCCCCUUUUCAUUUGACCUCGAUCUGUUUGAUUUUGACUUGUUAAUCUCUAUCAAGAUCCACAGCUGCAUUCACUUCAUUUUUAACCCUAAUCUUACCAAUGUCAAUCUCAUCUUUACUUUCGUUUUAUUGAUUGAUGAUUGAUUUUUGGAUUAAGCUUGAUUAGGGUCCAUCUUCAUCAUCUUUGAUUUAUUGAUUGUUUUUGUUAUGUUCUGUGUGAUUGUGAUUCAUUUAUUUGGUUUUGAUCUUAAAUGAGACGCCGUUCGCCGGUGAUUCCAUCGACGGAUCAUAUGGAAAAAGGGACUAAUAAAUCCCAGCAUUCUCGUCUUUGUGUAUUAGGGUUUCUUUGUGUCUUCUUUUGGGGGUUUUUGUUGUACUUCCAUUUUGUUGUGAUUGGUGGUAGAACAUUUCAUGAUUAUAGUGUACAAGUUAAUCCCASUUCAUCUGAGUCUAGGGUUCCUAAAACCAUCCCUGUUAUUCAGCCAAUUUCUACUAUUCAUCAAACUCCUGUAGUUGAUAUUCAUAAUGAAUACAAUCAUGAUGAAGCUGUGAAUAGGGAUUUGGUUGUAGCUGAACCGAAAAAAGCCCAACCAGAUCCUGUAAUGGAACAGAAACCUGAUGAUCUUGUAAACCCUCAACCAGAUCCUGUAGUUGAACAGGAAGCUCUUAAUCUGGAUAAGCCGAAAGAUUUCCCGUUCAUGAAGGCGUUAAGAACCGUAGACAACACGAGUGAUCCGUGUGGAGGGAGAUAUGUUUAUGUUCAUGAUCUUCCUUCGAGGUUUAAUGAGGAUAUGCUUAAGCAGUGUAGGAGUCUUAGCAAAUGGACCAAUAUGUGUAAGUUCACYACAAAUGCUGGACUUGGACCUCCAUUGGAGAAUACCGAAGGGGUAUUUUCGGAAAAAGGAUGGUAUGCCACAAAUCAGUUUGCAGUUGAUGUUAUCUUUAGUAACCGGAUGAAACAGUAUGAGUGCUUGACGAAAGAUUCGUCACUUGCUGCAGCGAUCUUUGUGCCAUUCUACGCAGGGUUCGACAUCGCAAGAUAUCUUUGGGGAUAUAAUAUCUCCAUGAGGGAUGCUGCGUCUCUUGAUCUCGUUGAUUGGUUACAAAAGAGACCCGAGUGGAGCAUAAUGGGCGGAAAAGAUCAUUUUCUUGUUGCGGGCAGGAUCACGUGGGAUUUCAGGAGAUUAAGUGAAGAAGAAACGGAUUGGGGUAAUAAGCUUUUGUUUUUACCGGCUGCUAAAAACAUGUCGAUGCUCGUUGUAGAAUCGAGUCCAUGGAAUGCAAACGAUUUCGCUAUUCCAUAUCCAACUUAUUUUCAUCCAUCAAAAGAUGCUGAAGUGUUUGCAUGGCAGGAUCGGAUGAUGAAUUUAGAUAGGAAAUGGCUGUUUUGUUUUGCCGGGGCACCUCGCCCGGAUAAUCCUAAGUCAAUUAGGGGUCAGAUCAUCGAUGAAUGCAAGAAUUCAGAAGUUGGAAAGCUUUUGGAAUGUGAUCUUGGCGAGAGCAAGUGUCAUUCCCCGAGUAGUAUAAUGCAGAUGUUCCAAAGCUCAACUUUUUGUCUACAACCUCAAGGUGAUUCUUACACGAGAAGAUCGGCUUUUGACUCGAUGUUGGCUGGYUGUAUUCCGGUUUUCUUUCACCCCGGUUCUGCAUAUACACAAUACACUUGGCAUCUUCCAAAAAACUACACAAAGUAUUCGGUUUUCAUCCCRGAGGAUGACCUUCGCAAGAAGCAUAUCAGUCUUGAGGAACGGCUCGGCCAAAUCCCUCCUGAUCAGGUUAAGAUGAUGAGAAAGGAGGUCAUAAAUCUGAUCCCGAGGCUAAUAUACGCAGACCCACGUUCGAAAUUAGAGUCUCAUAAAGACGCUUUCGAUGUCUCUGUUCAAGCGAUUAUCAACAAGGUGACAAGAUUGAGAAAAGAUGUUAUGGAAGGGCGAACGAACGAUGRUUUCAUCGAGGAACUUAGUUGGAAGUAUGCUUUAUUAGAUGAAGGUGAGUAUGUGGGUGUUCAUGAAUGGGAUCCCUUUUUCUCGAAACCGAAACCGAACGAUGGGAAGAUCGAUUCAGACGGUUCUUCGGCUGAAGCAGCMAAGAAUUCCUGGAAAAACGAGCAAAGAGACCAUUCUUGACCAACUCUGUUCAGCAGCAUAAAGAUGUAAUGAAGGUAUGUUUGCUUACUUAGUUUUGUGGUCUAAAUUCAGGUUUAAAAGAAAGGAAAKGAAGCAGAGAAACCAUAAUUUUGCCACUAAAUAUAAUUAUAUAGCUGUUGAUUUUGUCAGAUUUCUGAUUCUUUGUAAUGAUAUUUAUAUACACAUGAGGUCUUAUUUCCCUUUUGUUAGCAAUUAAUCCAAGUGAAAAAGU